Molecule: messenger RNA, 2871 nt
Organism: Naegleria lovaniensis
Lineage: Eukaryota; Heterolobosea; Eutetramitea; Acrasida; Naegleriidae
Exons: 1
Coding region: 1-2871 (956 amino acids)
Biological process (GO): protein palmitoylation
Cellular component (GO): Golgi membrane
Molecular function (GO): protein binding; palmitoyltransferase activity
Source: RefSeq, a predicted model, not a curated record
AUGCUACAAACUACCACCCAUCAGCACCAUGAAAAUACAUCAAUGAACACCACAUCGGAAUUCAACUCUCAUCGAUCUCUCUUCUACGCCAUUCAUUCACACAACACUUCUCUUCUUCGAGAAAUUUUAACUCAAACUUGUUCCUCUUCAUCCUUACAUCUGUCAAGAGAUGAAUCAAGAAGAGCACUGCCACUCCAUUGGGCCUGCUACUAUGGAUACAAUGACAUGAUUGAAUUAUUACUACAAACCUCUUCUUCCGAUUCUGAAAUCUUUCAACAAUUAAUGGCCACCACACAAGACGAUGCAUUACAAACUCCAUUCAUGUGGGCCAUUCAGGGAGGAAAUUUAAAAACUGUUCAAUUACUUGUACAUUUAUAUUCGAAAUAUAUUUAUGUGAAUACAACAAUCUUGAACACUACAAAAUCACAAAUUCGGAAUGAAUGGAGACGAGAUCAUGAUGUAUUAAAACAAUUAUUUAUCAAUCAUGUGCAACAGGAUUCCAAAUACAAUAUAUUAAUCAUGGCCAUUCAAGAUCAUCAUACAUGUCUCGUUCAAUAUUUAAUGCAUCAUUUAUUGUUACGAGAUGAAGAGCAACAGAACAAUGAAGACCAACAGUCAUCACUGUUAGACAUGACAGAAAUCAUUUUCAUGAUGGAUGACACGACCAUGAAACAUUUAUAUUCAAAUCCACAAUAUUUAGAUAAGGAAAAUCAUACGAUUUUACACUGGGCAUGCUAUCAAGGACAUUUAUCUCAUGUGAAAUUUAUCAUUCAAUUUUUGAAAUUUUAUUAUGUGAAUGGAUCCAAAAUGGAUGCAAACAAUGUUCAUCCAUGUAGGACUAUGGAAAAGGAUUUACAAUUUUAUGAACACAUGUUUCAAUUGUUGACAGCAAAAGACUCGUCUCAUCGAACAAUCUUUCAUUGGGUCGCUCGAAAAGGUUAUUUCAAUAUUAUGAAAUAUAUUUUACUAGAAUUACUCGAAACACAGAAAAUGAUCCAACAUUUUCAAGCUUUUUCAAAUCAACCUUCUCAAAUGACAGAGAUUGCCUCAGUGACAGAAGUUCUCAUGAAUGAGAAAGAUCACAUGAAUUCAACCGUCAUGGAUUAUUUACAUCAAUCACUUGUGGAUGAUCCCAACAAUGAAGAUCUUCAUUCUUAUUGGAAUCGAUUGAAAAUGAAAGAAACAGUUGAAGAAUUACUGCAUUUAUAUCAACAUGGGAGAGUAUACAACGAAUUGGAACAAACUACUCUUAAUCAUCCACAACAAUCAUUUGAAGAUGAAGCAGUAACGAAUCAUUAUUCUUCAGAACAAUCUCUCCUCAUGCAUUCCUCUAUGUCGUCACCAUUUGAAAAAUCAACUGCUCAUCUUUUUCACAAUCCCGAACGAUUACUCACUUCACAUGUCAAUUCAUUAUUGAGUCCAGUAGAGACUGGUUCGAGUUCAGAAUCGACCAAGAAUCUUUCAAUUCUAAAAUCACUCCUUUCAUCUCAAAAUAAUGAAUACAGCACUAGUUCAGUGAUGAGAAAAGCUAGAAAAAGAUUAUGGCUGACUUUUGGAAUAUUUCCUAUCAUAUUUGUGAUCCUUAAUGUGUUUUCUCCAAUAUGGAUCUUUUUAUUGAGCUUAAUUAUUGGAAUUGGUUAUUUAUUCAUGUCACAACCAAACAAUCUUAGGAGCUUGAUUUUCAACUCUCCGAUAAUCAACACACCGACCUCUUCAUUGUCAGGAAAUCAUCAGCAUCACUCAUCUCACACGAAAAAGGAUGUGUUUUAUAUUGGACUAUUUUUGGGAUCAACUUUAUUUUAUUGUUUAACAUGGUUAUUUUCUAUUUAUCCGAGAUUUGUGAAUCCAAAUCAAACAUGGAUAUCUCAAUUCCUAAUUCUUGUAUUAUUUUUAUCAUUUAUAAUCUAUGCCACUUAUUUGUGGUAUCAAUUAACAUUUAAGGCAAAUCCAGGUUAUUAUCAACCAUUACUGAUCAACAACAACAACAACAACACUAUGAAUUCGCAUAGUGCCAUAGAUUCUAUAUUUUUUAGAAGAGAUGGUUUCCAUGUACUAGAAUCAACAUCCAAUGACUCUUCAAAUAAUCAUGAAGAAGAAAAUAUUUCAUUACCUUCUCUGUCAGGUUCCAAUUUUUGUAAAGAAUUACUCAUUAGAAAACCAUUGAGAUCUAAAUAUGAUCGAAUGAGUGACCAAAUUAUUUGUCGAUUCGAUCAUUAUUGUGCCUAUACGUUAAAUUCGAUUGGAGAGAAGAAUCAUGUCAUGUUCAUGAAAUUUGUGACAUGUGUUUUGGUGGCAACAUUUAUUUAUUGCUAUUGUGGAUGGAGCGUGUUACUGACAUUUUCAUCACAUCCUGUGGGAACUGCUAAGGGAAACGUGGAGCAAGAGAAUGAUGGAAUGUUUUCAUGGAUUUCAACAUUUUUGAGAGAGAACAUUCACGUGUUGAUACCCACGUGCUAUUUUGCAUUAUUCUUGAUCUUCUCGUUCGUUUUGUGGACACAACAAGUAUUCUUAAUUUUAUUUAACAAUACGGCGUUUGAGAUGAUGAGACCUGACAAGCAUGUUUACAUAAUUCCAACGAAACAAUAUUUGAAGUAUUUAAUGGCCAAAGUGGAAAUUUACACAAAUAAUCCCAAUCUCAUCAUGGUUGCUAAAUUCUUUUUCAAAGCUUUUAACCCAAGAACCUAUCAGCUCAAUUUAUUUGAUCGAGGAAUUUUGGAAAAUAUUCGAGAAUUCAUUCAGUCGGAUCAAGACAACAACAUGCCUUCACGAUACGCCAGCAUAUUCCAACUUGAAUUGAAUCCGUUUGUGAGCGACUUUUGCCAAAAGCAUGAAAUUUCCAUUCCCUCCGCUAUGCGAGGCGAAAAUGUCUAG